CGUGUUAAGAUUACAGAGUACCGUCUCAAAAAAAGCAACAAAUCUUGUAUAAAAUUUUAAGUACUGUUUUUGAUAUUAAGAAAGGUAGUUUUGAAGAUGGUUAAAAAAGAUACUUUUAAAGACAAGCCUAAACCACCAAACCGUGAACAGAUCAUAGCAGAUUUAGCGUCGGUGCCGGAAAGCGAUGUCGUGUUUUUGCAGCAGUUUUCAGAUUCGUCAUCAUUACAUCAUUCUAAAGAAGACACAUCCGAUCAUUCUGAUACUUCACAUGGGCAGAAUACUGGACAGAGUGAACCUUUAGUGACUGAUCGAGUUAAAAUCAACCAGACAUAUGAACAAGUUACAAAACUCAUUCAGUUGCAUACAGACCUUGCAAGUGAACCAAAAAAAUUAGAGGAAAAGUAUGACCAUUUAGAGAAACUUGGACAGGAAGUUGCGGACUCUAUAUCAGAACUCAGAUCAGCAGCAGAAUCUAUUGUUAAAAGAACGAAAAAAUAAAUUUUUUUUUGUUCAUUGUCAG
Messenger RNA from Mercenaria mercenaria, 520 nucleotides. RefSeq lists its product as uncharacterized. The transcript is spliced from 2 exons. Lineage: Eukaryota; Metazoa; Mollusca; Bivalvia; Venerida; Veneridae. The record is from RefSeq and is a predicted model, not a curated record. Bases 97 to 498 code for a protein of 133 amino acids.